This is a messenger RNA of Parathielavia appendiculata, 2487 nucleotides long. RefSeq lists its product as uncharacterized. Bases 1 to 2487 code for a protein of 828 amino acids. Gene Ontology annotation, biological process: nuclear-transcribed mRNA catabolic process, nonsense-mediated decay. The transcript has 3 exons. NCBI's taxonomy places the organism in Eukaryota, Fungi, Ascomycota, Sordariomycetes, Sordariales, Chaetomiaceae. The record is from RefSeq and is a predicted model, not a curated record. Gene Ontology annotation, cellular component: telomerase holoenzyme complex. Gene Ontology annotation, molecular function: telomerase RNA binding; protein binding; telomeric repeat DNA binding.
AUGGACUUUUCAAAACGGUGGAACGAGCAUCUUCGACGAGCGUCGCGGAAGAAAACUGACAUCCAGUGUCCUCUGUGUGGUUGCGGGAUUCCCACGCCCGAAACUGCUCACAAUGGUAGCAGCAGUGAAGCUGCCUUCCCGGUCUUUGAGAAACACUGGCAAGACUCGCAUGCUCAGGUUCUUAAUGAAAAAGGAACCGAGGCGGAAAAAACGGCGGAAAUUCGGCUUCAGUGGGAGGCUGCGCUGGAGGCUAAGCCUGGCAAUUCCGGCCCCGAUGCCAUUGGAAGGCUCCCAACGGCUGGCAUCGGUGAGGGUGUUCAGCCGUCCCCUCCCCGCCGAAGGAACCCCGUCGGGCCGGUCUCUUCGGCGGCAGCUCUCGAGAAUCGGAAGAGCAAGGGCAAGAGUAAAAGCCCCACCCCCAGCUUCAAGAGGGACGGCUCCAGGUCUCGCUCUGUGUCACCACCCAAGCGGUCUAAAGCAAGGAGCCCAGAGGACACCCAGGAGUUCGCCAGAGGGUCCUAUCAGAAGGGACGGCUGUGGGACCCGGAAGACGACACUGCUGUCCCUCGUCCCCGCGCUUUCAAGUCCAAGGUCGCCACCUACCCCCAGCGCCAACGUCCGCCAUCGGGCUCGCUCUCCAAGUCACAUCGCCAAAUGUCCUUUGCCUCAGCCCGGUCCCCCGCCCAUCUCUCAGCUUUGCCGCAUGCGGACAACGACUCAACAGAGAUCCUCAAGCAACCAGAAACCCGCCCCAUCUCGCAGGAGCAGUUGGUGGCUGAAGUCAAGGGCAUCUACGCCGGGCUGGUCAUGGUUGAGAGCAAAUGCAUCGAAGUCGACAACAACCAGAGCUCGCAAACGGACCCCGCCAACAAGCUCAACAACGAUCAGUGGCAGGCCCUCAUUGCGCUUCACCGCACCCUCCUUCACGAGCACCACGACUUCUUCUUGGCCUCCCAGCAUCCCUCAGCAAGCCCGGCAUUGAGGAGAUUGGCUGCCAAAUACGCUAUGCCGGCCCGCAUGUGGCGACACGGCAUCCACAGUUUCCUGGAGCUCCUGAGACAUCGCCUACCGGCCAGCCUGGAUCACAUGCUCACCUUCAUCUAUAUGGCAUACUCCAUGAUGGCACUGCUCUAUGAGACGGUGCCUGCUUUUGAGGACACAUGGAUUGAGUGCUUGGGUGAUCUAGGGCGGUACCGAAUGGCAAUCGAAGACGACGAUAUCCGCGACCGAGAAGUCUGGACCGCCGUCAGCCGCCAUUGGUAUUCUCUAGCAUCUGACAAGUCUCCGACUACAGGCAGGCUCUACCAUCACCUGGCUAUCCUUGCUCGCCCGAACGCAUUGCAGCAACUCUACUACUACUCGAAAUCCCUGUGUGUAGACAUGCCGUUCCUGUCUACACGGGAGAGCAUCUUGACUCUGUUCGAACCCAUCAUGUCCCGCACUCCGAACCCCCAACAGGCCAGACUCGGACCAACCGAGCUGAACUUUGUGAAGACCCAUAGCAUCCUAUUCACGGGAAAGCAACUGGAGGAGCUGGAGAGUACAAUGGGUACCUUCCUCAAGCUGCUCGACAACCACAUCGGUCGCUCCACUCGCCGAUGGCUUGAAUCGGGAUAUCACAUGGGCAUCUCCAACGUUUGCGCUCUGACCGGAUAUGGAGAUCAAGCCAACCCCAUCACCGCAGCCCUUAUAGCUUUCUCCAGGGAACACCUCAAGCCUACGGAAUCCCAAGACCACCCGAUGCAAGAAGUCACUUCCACAUCUGAAGCUCCGUCGCCCAACGCUACGACUGCCGGCCCGAACAGCACCAACCAGCUUCCCAACGCCAUCCGCCUCUUCACUAGCACUUACGACGUCGUCUGCCGCCGCUUUGGUGACCCCAACAUCCUUCCUUUUCUACACGUUACCCUCGUUUUUGUCCACCACUUGACGUUCUGUCCUGACGCCAUGGCUUAUCUGGCAACUCACUUUCCAUGGAAGCUCACGGCUUCCAUGCUUAAUACGUUGUUGAACGGGUCUUCUUCAUUUGAAAACGUUUCGCCGGGUAACGGUCUGGCUAGGCUCUUGGAGAGUGAUUGGUUUCCAGGGGCUGUGGAGGAAGGCAAAGACGUAAAGGAGGGGGGCGAACGCGCCGGGCCGAGGAGGAGGCCUCUGCCGGAUGACUUUGCCAUGCGGGGCUUUCCCUGGGUAGAGAAGUACCUCCCUGACGGGUGGUUUGUCACUGAAGAGAGGAUUGACGACGAUGAGAAAUACUUUGAAUUGGCCAGCAUGACGGAGGAAAGGAGGGGACGAGUGGUUUGGCUGGGCUGCCGCAUCGCGGAGAGGGAGGGUGGCAAAUGGUUGAGGUUUGACAAGGAAGCGAAGCGAUUUGGAGUGAGCCCUGAGUAUGAGGUGGACCUGGAUCUGGAGAUGCCCGGUCAGAUCCCUAUUACUCCGGGGGAGAUUGUAGAUUUUGAGGAGCUUCCUGAUGCGGGCGUCGCUGCAUGA